Messenger RNA from Cynoglossus semilaevis (tongue sole), 2926 nucleotides. RefSeq names its product La ribonucleoprotein 6, translational regulator a (gene larp6a). Gene Ontology annotation, cellular component: ribonucleoprotein complex; nucleus. NCBI's taxonomy places the organism in Eukaryota, Metazoa, Chordata, Actinopteri, Pleuronectiformes, Cynoglossidae. Gene Ontology annotation, molecular function: mRNA binding. The record is from RefSeq and is a predicted model, not a curated record. Gene Ontology annotation, biological process: RNA processing.
AGUGAGGGGGAAAAAAUUAAAAAAAAAAAGUAUGCGCGCCCUGGUGAACGCCUUCAUGAGAUGCCUCUUCUUUCUCAUGCCUCCCUCUCGGCUUUGUGUCAGCUCUUGCUUGUGGGCUGGGAAUGAGUGCGAAGACACGCUGCUGCCGCCGCGGCCCAAUCCGAGAGCUCGUUUCAGGAGCACAAAGCUUCUUCUUACAUAUGAGGAAGUGGCCGCAGCAGCGGCGGCAGCGGCAGAAGCACAAGGAGGCUCCAGCCCGCCCUUCUCUCCAGGUCCAGGCUGCGUCUCGCUGGCUGCUAAAAGCCCCGCUGCUCCUCUGGGCCCUCCACCGGGUCGGAUUUGGAUCAGGGGUCUCUGGCGAGCCGUGGAGCGCGUCUUUGGAGCCCCCUGGGUCCUUCUCCGCCAUCGCUGGUGCCCGAAGCAGUGUCGAGCAGCUUUACGCACCCCGUAUCCUGCCUGCGCCUUCGAGGCAAAUCAGAUUCAAAUCUUCCAGGGAGGCGCUGCGGCUGCGGUUGCUGCUGCGGCCGAAGAAGAGAGGGGACCGGACAACAGCACCUUUACCUACUCGGGGACCAUGAGUGGGUCCGUGGGCAUCCCCUGUCCGAACCCGGCGUGCGCCUCGGACGUUGCGUCAGCGGACGGGGGUAUGGAUGAGGUAAUCACUGUGGAUCAGCACUCGCAGGAGAUGGGGACCGUGACGAUAACGGUGGCCAUUCAAGCAGCGGAGGACGAGGAACCGGAGGAACUGUCGUCCAGUUUUAUUGACUAUCUCGGAGGCAGCUGCAGCGAGGACGAAAUCGGAAGAUAUGACAAAUCCAGCGGAGCGGGGACUAGUGGAGGGGAGCUGGAGGAGGAGAGCUGGCAGCCUCCGGACGCGGAGCUCAUCCAGAAACUGGUGGCUCAGAUUGAGUACUACCUGUCGGACGAGAACCUGGAACACGAUGCCUUUCUCCUCAAACACGUGCGAAGAAACAAACUUGGGUUCGUCAGCGUCAAGUUGCUCACCUCGUUCAAAAAGGUGAAACACUUGACACGGGAUUGGAGAACAACUGCUUAUGCUCUGAGACACUCAAAGAUCCUCGAGCUUAAUGAUGAGGGCCGAAAGGUGCGACGAAAAUCAGCCGUUCCCGUCUUCGCCAGCGAGUCGUUGCCGAGCCGCAUGCUGCUGCUAAGUGAUUUGCAGAGGUGGCCAGAAUUGGCCGCCCUCACGAAGGAUAACGGAGGCGGCGAGGGAGUUGCGACUCAGCAGGAGCAGCUGAUGAAGCUGCUGCUGAAAGCUUUUGGAACGUACGGUACCAUCGCCUCUGUGAGAGUCCUGAAGCCUGGUAAGGACCUGCCCGCAGACCUGAAGAGGCUGAGUGGUCGAUAUUCCCAACUUGGCACUGAGGAAUGUGCCAUUGUGGAGUUCGAGGAAGUGGAGGCUGCUGUCAAGGCCAACGAAGCUGUGGGGAGCGACGACGGGGGAGCCAGUUUGUUAGGGUUGAAGGUGGUUCUGAUCGGCACUAAGCCACCGAAGAAGAAGGUCCCCAAGGAACGGCCACGUGCGGAAGGAGGGAUGCGAAAGAGUCGCUCGCUCAACAGCCGAAUCCGGGAGCUUCAGUACCACGGCGACGACUCGGCCUGCAGCUCCUCGGAGAAUGAGAGCAAUCCUACCUCCCCAAGGCUGGCCAGGAAGUCCCAGUCUUGCAACAAGCUCAGUCCCACCACUGCCGGCAUCAGCUUCCAGAACAAUCACCUGAGUCCUGGUAUGUCCCCUCGUAACAGUCCCUGGUCAAGUCCCCGUGGCAGCCCCUGCCCUCAGCGUAAGGCCCCUCAUUUCAAGUCUCCCUUGGCCAGUGAGGGGAGACUGAGCCCCGAGGCUGGGCGUCGCUGGGCAGACUACUCCUCAGACAGCAGCCUCACGCCUUCAGGGAGCCCGUGGGUGCAGCGGCGCAAGCAGGUGGCGUCUCAGGAGAGCAGUCCGGUCGGGAGUCCAAUGCUGGGCAGGAAGAUCCAGAACGCUGACGGCCUUCCACCGGGGGUGAUGAGGCUGCCCAGGGGGCCCGAUGGAACCCGAGGCUUUCACUGUGUCACUAUUGGUGAGAGAGGAAAGACUGCGGCUACUCAGACUUGAUCUGUGGAGCAACAUUAUGCAUUUCUUAUGCCCCAGGGAAAAAAAAAAUUGGGGGGUUAGAGCUGUUCUUGGCCCCACAGUAAAGUCUGUGUAGAUAAACUUUAGUUGAGUUCUAGUGGGUUCUCAGUUUUUGUUAUAUUUUUAUACGUUUUUCAGUUGCGCGGCAGCAUUAGUGAUUUACCAAGGGAAAUUGGAGUGAAUGUGAACUAAUAUUGUUUUGAUUGUUUUGAGAACUUUAUACCAUGAUCCAUUGCUGUCUAGACUUGUUCUACGUGGGGUAGAGCAGAGAAGGAUUUUUAAUUGACAUACGUCGUGUUGAAGCUCCGAACACUGUCUGUGGAUAAACGUAUUCAUGUGUGUACGUAGUGUAAGUGUCACAGGCGCUCGGGUUGGAUAGAGGUCUCACCAGAAGCCUUUUCUGUAUUUGUCUACUGUGACUUUCAUUUGUCUCAUUAAGCCCCGACCAUAAUGGUUCCGCUGUCACACAGAUCGACAGUUUGGACAGUUCAACUCGGAUAUGGUAAACGUUUGCUUUUAUUUGGCCUUUUUUUUAAUUUUUAAAUAAGUUUAAAAGGGCUCGAUUCUAGCUCUGUAACUGUUACGUUGUUGGGCAGGCAGCUGCUUUAUUUAUUUUUUUAGCUUUUAUUUUUCUUUGUGCAUAUGUUUCCGUCAGUGUAAGCUCACAGAGAGGUUUGAGGGAUGUUCAGGUCAGGCAGAACACACUCUCUUUAGUUCCUGCCUUCACAUCUGAGCUGGGGUAUUUGUACAGUGCAAGAUUCUUAUUGUACAAAUAAAUCACUGAAAUUGCUUUUG